GUCAUCCAUUUUUGGAAUAAAACCAACGAGAUGCUCAUAAAAGUGGCCAAGUUCCUGAGCCUUUUCUCGGUUCUCCUUGCAACAGUCGAAGGAGCCAAAUAUUUGGCCGAGAAACCCGACUUCCUUACUCCUUGUGUUGUGGGCGAUGCCAGCUUCAAUGGCUGUCUGACCAGCAAUUUCCAGACUUUCUUCCGUCAGUGGAAGGAUGGCAUACCUGGCAACAAUGCUGUGGGAUCCUUUGAUCCCCUCUAUAUCAAGAGAGUUAAGUUCGCGCAGGAUGCCAACAGGGCUAUAGCCAUUAAUGCCGACCUGAAGGAAGUCUAUGUUGCAGGUGCUGGCCAAGCGGUGGUCAAGGAAGCCAGUUGGGAUCCCAAUCACUAUGUGGCCAAGGCUUUGAUCAACGUUCCUAAGAUGCGAUUCAAUUUCGAUUACAAAGUUAAGGGACAUGUUGUGGCCCUUAACCUCAAUGGACAUGGCACCGGUUAUUUCGAAGCUGAAAAUGCUUUGAUUUUUUUGGAAAUGGCUGUCAAGCCCCUGAGUACACCAGAAGCCAUAUUCGCGGAUGUGCAGAAUGUUAAAGCUUCGUUCCGUGAGAUUAAGCAAUUCCGCAUAAAGCUGGAAAAUCUGUUUGGCGGCAACAAGGAUCUGGAGGACACAGCCCACACUCUUUUCAACGAGAACUGGCGUGAUUUCUAUGAGGUCCUGCGUCCUGCUGUGGAGCAAACUGUUAGCGGUGUGCUCUUGGAUCGAUUCAAGAAGACAUUUAUAUAUGUGCCAGCCACGUAUUUGAUCAAAGAUUUCCACUAA
Molecule: messenger RNA, 807 nt
Organism: Drosophila eugracilis
Lineage: Eukaryota; Metazoa; Arthropoda; Insecta; Diptera; Drosophilidae
Exons: 4
Coding region: 31-807 (258 amino acids)
Source: RefSeq, a predicted model, not a curated record